AUGUCUAACCACGGCUCAUAUAUACGCUUUCGUUUACCUGUUACUCCGGCUCGGGACGGCCAUCCGCCUCCAGCGAAGAGGCUUAGGGUUAAUGAAACAGAGCCGGUGCACAACCAGCUGGUUCGAGCCGAGCUUGCAUGCUAUCGAUGUCGACAACAAAAGAAGAAGUGCUGUCGUUCCUUUCCAGAAUGUGCAUCGUGCGCUGCUGCCGGGUUCCCGUGCGUAUUCCCCAAAAAGGAUGAACCACUGGCUACAUCCGGGGAGAUAAACGAGCUCAGAGCACAGAUAAGAGCGCUGUCCCGGCAUUUUCUUGCAGUCGACGGCUCCCAGAUAUUGAGCCCUGCAGCCACCGUCAGUUCGUGGGAAGAUGGACCAGUGGAAGAACCAGCGCAAACUUCCUCGCACAGCUCCGGUUUCGAAGCUGAAGAUCGUACAGUUCUGACAUACCAUGAAAACAGUGCAAUAACGACCUAUCGCACACCUCCAAUACGUCUAAAACUGCCAGCUUGGGCUGACCGAAAGCAUCUUGUCACGGCCUAUUUUCGCCACGUUCACAAGGCCUAUCCAUUCUUGGAUCGGCAACAAAUUCUUGACGAGCUUGGAGACACACCCUCUGGCGACCAAUCAACCGAGGUGACGCCUCUUGUGUAUCUCCUAUGCGCUGUUGGAUCGGCCACGCUUCAUCGAGUUGGAAAACUUUCUGACGAGGCUUUGGCAACGAUAAACGUCCCUUAUCAGGACUGUGUCCAGCUCUGUCUUCUCGAUACAAGCAUCGAAUCUACCAGAAUACUGAUGUUGGUGACGAUUUAUUCCAUUUUCGAUCCUGUCGGCAUGUCACCAUGGAUGUUGACCGGAUUUCUGGGCCGCAGCGCAAUCUCACUUGGUCUCAAUCGCAAAUGCUCAACAGAAGAAGGUUAUACGCUACAAGAGGUUGAAGCACGACAUCGUUUGUUUUGGAGCAUUUACGCUCUGGACCGCGAGGUUGCCGCCUCUUUUGGUCUACCUGUUGCAAUCAACGACGAAAACAUCAAUGUUCCUCUUCCUUCGGUGACGAUCGAGGAGUACGCAUCUCCACUCCGCAUCCAGCAUACCAGAAUAUUACAAGUAUGCCGCAAUGCCAUCGCGCUGCGGGAUUUAGAAGGGAAUAUCCUGCAGAAGAUUCAUCUAUCCAGCCCAACAUCGUCUUUUGAUAUCAACCGUGCCGAUCGAAAGGCCGUGGUCGAUCGGUUUCGGUCGCAACUGGACGACUGGUACGCCAAUGGUUGUCUUUUGUCGCAGUUGGAAGACGACGACAUAUCAUUUCACGAUACAAUUCCAUGGCUCAACGUUCGUUACCAUGGGUUACUGAUUCUGCUGCACUUUCCAACACGAUUGAAUGCAUAUUACUCCAAAGAUCAACUCAAACCUUUGUGUCUGUCGAUUGAAAAAUAUCUUCAAUGUAGCGUGGUUCUUCUUCGACAGCAACAUCUUAUGCUUCAUCACAAUACACUCAACCAUAUAUUGAUAAUCUGCUUGAUAUUGGUCGAGCAAUGUAACGAACUACCAGACGACAGCCUCAGAGACAAUCUUGAUCUAUGCAUCGAAAUCCUGGACGCUUUUUCCAACCGCUGGUCGACUGCAAAACGGAGUUUGCUUGUCUUUCGAGCACGGAAGGAUUUGCUGACGUCUGCCGAGCAAAGCACAGCAAGCGUCGAUGACGAGGAGAGAUUGCGAGAUAUACAGGUUGAGGCACUUGCGCUGGUUAAGGAAGCUAUGGGGUUUUCAAGCGUGUUCAAUGAUUUAUUCGAGGCGAAGCCAUCAACUACAUGCCCGACAGGGAAAGUUCGUUUUCCUUUUGAUCCUAUAUCAAGAUAG
Molecule: messenger RNA, 1854 nt
Organism: Exophiala dermatitidis NIH/UT8656
Lineage: Eukaryota; Fungi; Ascomycota; Eurotiomycetes; Chaetothyriales; Herpotrichiellaceae
Exons: 1
Coding region: 1-1854 (617 amino acids)
Biological process (GO): DNA-templated transcription; positive regulation of transcription by RNA polymerase II
Molecular function (GO): sequence-specific DNA binding; zinc ion binding; DNA-binding transcription factor activity, RNA polymerase II-specific
Source: RefSeq, a predicted model, not a curated record